Messenger RNA from Vairimorpha ceranae, 765 nucleotides. RefSeq lists its product as hypothetical. The record is from RefSeq and is a predicted model, not a curated record. The coding region runs from base 1 to 765 and encodes 254 amino acids. The transcript has a single exon. Lineage: Eukaryota; Fungi; Microsporidia; Nosematidae.
AUGCUUUUGGUUUGCUUUCUACAGAUUUCAGGUUUUUUUGAACCUCUUAAUAAAAUUACAGCUCCUAAUAACACCCUUGACCCUUUUCUAGCUGACGAAAAUUCAUCAUCAGAGCAAGCAGAAUUUGAUGCUACUAAAGAUCAGUCGUUGCAAUCUGAUUCUUCUUCUACUAAUAAAGAACUCUUUGACGACUUAGCGGACAAUAAAAUAACCAAUACACUUCCUCCAGUACCGCAAUCUGAGGAUGCUAGUAUGACACAGGAGAAAUUAGAAGAUUUUACAAAAAAAUUUAAUGACGCUUUACAACUGGAUGACGUUGUAAAACCAAUUACUGAUAAAGAUAUGUGGAAGAGGCUACAUGAUUACAUAAUAAGUCAUUGGGAUAAAUUUUUUAUUGAUGGGCACCUUAGUGUAGCUUUAGAAUUACGAUAUAUUAUGUGCUCAUAUGUCAUAGCUUUUAUUCCUGGUCAAUUCGCAUUUGUAAUACCAGGAUUUUAUACUUAUUUGAUACCUAAACAGGCUUAUAAAAUUCCAAUUAUUUCUGAUGCCUUGAGAGGAGUAAAAAGAUUUUUUAAAUUUUGUAAAAAAACUUCGCGUGACAAGUUAUUUUUGACUUUUUAUUUUGGCCGAGCAAAUUCGUUAAAACAAGAUUUAGAGUUUCUUAAACGUAUACCUGAUAUGAUUAAAAAUAAUCCAGUAGGAAUUAUAAGAGAGCUACUGGCAUUUAGUAUUAAAGCGGACGGAUAUAAUCCUGAAGAUUGGUAA